UUAUGUCUCCUCUCACACAGGUGAGAGCCUUCAGCAUAUCAUGGCUGACUGAGCUUUUUGGCGGCUCCAGUUUCUCUCACUUUAUUCAUUUCUUGAUUUCAUAUGGAUUUCAAUUUCAGCAGUUACCUGUAAACGCGUUGAACAGUCAAAAAGUAGCUAAGCAACUUCCUUUUUUUGUCAAAGAUCAAAUUUUUAUCUUUUUUUGUUUUGUUUUGCUUUGAAAAAAGUGUGGUUUUAGGCUUCAGGAGGAAGUUGUUGAAAGAAUUGUGAAGAUCAAGACUUUGAAUUUUUUGGGGUUUUAUUAUUUUGAGGUUGUGAAAAAGGGUAUUCUGGAAUCUUGAUUUUUCACUUGUGUGAAAAAGUUGGAGUCUUUUUGGGGUUUUAGCUAGUUACUCUAUCCAGUUUAUAUGAUCAAAAUUUUGGGUAUUUCAUAUAAUUGUUAUUUUAAAGCUCUAAAACUAGAGAGCUUUGAAUUGGGAUUUUGAAGGGUUGUUGUUGUGAAGAUCAAGUCUUUUGAAGAUUUUGGGGUUUGUCAUUAUUGAGGUCUGAAAAGGGUAUUCUAGAAUCUGGAUUGAACUGAAUUGUGUGGAAAAGUUGGGGUCUUUUGGGGGUUCUAGCUAAGUUUCUCCAUGCUGGAAUCUUGAAUUCACUUGCAGUUGAAUUGUGUGAAAAAGUUGAGUGUUUUGGAGUUUUAGCUAGUUCCUCUAUGCAGUUUAUAUGAUUCCAGUUUUGGGUAUUUUAUAUGUUUCUUUUUAAAGCUCUUAUACUUGAGAGUUUUGGAUUGGGAUUCUUAAUGGUUGUUGUUCCACUGAAUUAUGUUUGAUGAUUUGGUGAAUGAAAAGAUUGUUUAAGCAUUUGUUCGAUGGUUUUCUUGGAAAAAUGGUUUUUUGCUAAGCCUGGUAUUGUGGGGCAGUAGCUUGAGGAAGGUCUUUGAUUGGUUUGUUGAAUAUGGGUUGUGUUUGUGGUAAACUUUCUCGAAAGGUCAAAGAUCGUCGGGAUGGCCAAAAGAAGAGAGAGUUAGAUAAAGGGGCAUCAGCUGUGAGUUCAAAGAGAGAAAAGAGUUUUAGGGUGAAAGAGAAAUCGGAGAAUGGUGAUAUAAGUGUUGGUUCAUUCGACAGGAAGCCUAAUGGAUCUAAAAAGGUCGGGGACAAUCACUGCGAGAAGCUUGAAGUUGUCCCAAAAGCAAUGGAAGGAGAGUUGAUUGCUGCCGGAUGGCCUUCCUCGCUUGCUGCAGUAGCCGGUGAAGCUAUUAAUGGUUGGAUUCCACGCAAGGCUGAUACUUUUGAGAAAUUAGACAAGAUUGGUCAAGGGACUUAUAGUAGUGUAUACAAGGCUCGUGACCUGGUUAAUGAUAAAGUUGUUGCGCUUAAAAGAGUAAGGUUCGAAAAAAUGGAUCCUGAAAGUAUCAGAUUUAUGGCAAGGGAGAUUGUUAUUCUGCGAAGGCUUGAUCAUCCAAAUAUCAUCAAAUUGGAAGGCUUGAUAGUAUCAAGAACAUCUUGUAGUCUGUACCUUGUAUUUGAGUACAUGGAACAUGAUCUCACUGGACUGGCAGCUCUUCCCGGUAUUAAAUUUACAGAGCCACAGGUUAAAUGUUACAUGCGGCAGCUUUUAAGUGGACUUGACCAUUGCCACAAUCGGGGUGUUCUGCAUCGGGACAUCAAGGGUUCUAAUCUUCUCAUUGACAAUCAUGGAACUUUAAAGAUUGCAGAUUUUGGGUUGGCAAACUUUUUCGAUAACCAGCAAAUUGUUCCAUUAACAAGCCGUGUUGUGACUCUUUGGUAUCGACCACCAGAGCUCUUACUUGGAGCAAGUCAUUAUGGAACUGCAGUAGACUUGUGGAGUACUGGCUGCAUUCUCGGAGAAUUAUAUGUUGCCAAGCCCAUAAUGCCCGGUAGGACAGAGGUGGAACAACUACAUAAGAUCUUUAAGCUUUGUGGUUCACCAACUGAGGAUUAUUGGAAGAAAACAAAACUAUCCUAUUCAGCAGUAUUUAAACCUAUACAGCCUUACAAGCGGUGUAUUGGUGAAAGAUUUAAGGAGCUUCCUCCAUCUGCCGUGGGGUUACUGGAGACAUUACUUUCUAUAAAUCCUGCACUUAGAGGAACAGCAGUUGGGGCUCUUGAGAGUGAGUUCUUCACCACGAAGCCAUUUGCUUGUGAUCCUUCGAGUUUGCCAACUUACCCUCCCAGCAAGGAAAUUGAUGCAAAAAUGCGGGAAGAGGAAGCUAGAAGAGGAGGGACUACAAAUGGAUCAAAAGAACGUCAAGCAGUUCCAGCACGUGAUGCUAAUGCCAAGCUGGCUAGCUCAAUGCAGAGGAGGCCGAGCAGUUCCAAUCCUAAGAGCCAAAGUGACCGGUUCAAUCCCUCGAAGGAAGCUGCUGCUCGUUUUCCAAAUGAUCCUCCUAAACCAUCACAAGCAGUGAAAGAAACUGCGAAAGAUCACAUGGAGAAUCUUUCAGACAGAUUUUCAGCCAAAGAUAACCUCGACGAUCUUUCAGAGACAUUUUCCCAUUCAGUCCCUCUGGCUCUAGGGGUAUUUGGGAAGAAAUAUGAUGAUAUCUCCAUUGGUCCCAACAGAGCUGACUUGUCAGACUUAGUAGCAUCCAGGUCCGUUGUGUCUGGAGACAAUCGAGAUAAAUGUGUUCAGCUACAAUCAGCCCAUCAAGUAGAAAGGACAGCACGGCUUCUAGACGAACAAUCAAGGAAGCAGGAUCAGGAUCAGAAGUAUUUCACGCAGAACUUUGCUAGUUCUCAUCAAUUUGAAAGUGGAAGGACUUGUACGAAGGAGGCAAAUCUGCAUGACCCUUGUGACAAGGGAAACAAAAUCCAUUAUUCUGGUUCACUAUUAGUUACAUCAAAUAAAGUGGAUCAAAUGCUUAAAGAUCGCGAUCGUCACAUUCAGGAAGCUGCUCGACGAGCAAGGCUCGAGAAGGCACGAGCAGGUCAGGCUCAGGCUCAGGCGCGAGGAAUGUGAAAAACAUGUAACUCUAUAGUUAUAUAUAUGUAUGUCUAGUUUAGGAACACGGUAGAUAAGCAUAUAUAGAGAAAGGAGAGAUUUUUCUUGUAAAUCAUAAGUAGCUCUAUGUAUAUUAUCUUUUGAGGAAUAUUAUAUAUUUAUAUUUCUUAUAGAAUAAAAGAGAAAACCAAGAUUAAUAUGAAAACUAUCAAUUAGCAGCCACAAAUGCAA
Messenger RNA from Solanum stenotomum, 3186 nucleotides. RefSeq names its product probable serine/threonine-protein kinase At1g09600. NCBI's taxonomy places the organism in Eukaryota, Viridiplantae, Streptophyta, Magnoliopsida, Solanales, Solanaceae. The record is from RefSeq and is a predicted model, not a curated record. The transcript has 9 exons. Gene Ontology annotation, molecular function: ATP binding; cyclin-dependent protein serine/threonine kinase activity; RNA polymerase II CTD heptapeptide repeat kinase activity. Gene Ontology annotation, cellular component: nucleus; cyclin-dependent protein kinase holoenzyme complex. The coding region runs from base 949 to 2973 and encodes 674 amino acids. Gene Ontology annotation, biological process: protein phosphorylation; positive regulation of transcription elongation by RNA polymerase II.